This is a messenger RNA of Liolophura sinensis, 8648 nucleotides long. RefSeq names its product deubiquitinating protein VCPIP1-like. Gene Ontology annotation, molecular function: cysteine-type deubiquitinase activity; protein binding. The record is from RefSeq and is a predicted model, not a curated record. Gene Ontology annotation, biological process: Golgi reassembly; protein K48-linked deubiquitination; protein K11-linked deubiquitination. NCBI's taxonomy places the organism in Eukaryota, Metazoa, Mollusca, Polyplacophora, Chitonida, Chitonidae.
UGUAAACACAGCUCUGCAAAUCGGCGAUGAAAUGAGAUGAGGAAGAGUGCUAUAUAGGCUCUUAAAUACCUGGUUUUCCACCUGAAAAGAUGCAAGCUUCAAGUUCAAAACAAAAGCCUAAGGAACCUUAUAAGGUUCUAUGUGGUGAGUGCCCAGACCAGCAGUGUAAAGCCAAACUGUACUUCCCAGCUUAUGACAGCAGCAUUGAAUGUACCAACUGUGGGCAGCGACAUGAGAAGUCUGCCAUUAACAAUGUGGUGGAAGUAACAGACCCAGAGGUGGCACUACACAACAUGCUAAAGAACGUCCUGCUGGGAAACGUCAAACCCAAAAAGGGUCCAGAAAAUGUUAAAGUUAGAGGCCUGUCAAAUUACAUAUGUAAGCUGGUCUCUCCACUGUUAGCAAGUUAUGGUAUGGACAAAGCAACAGGCAAAGCAAAACUUUUGACAGAAAUGGGACAGAGUGCUAUGUUCGACUGCAGCGUGUUGGGAGACAGAGCUUUCAUGAUAGAAGAUGAGAAUACAGAUGUGAUGGGAUAUGGCCGAGACAGAACAGGGAGCAAUCUCUAUCUGAGAGGCACCCUGGACAGUAUUGAAGAAGUCAAUGGAGGAGAGGAACGUUUGAUUCCAAUACAUGCUGAUGGUGAUGGUCAUUGCCUUGUCCAUGCUGUGUCUAGGGCUCUCGUUGGCCGAGAGCUUUUCUGGUACUCCCUUAGAGAAAACCUGCUUUCCCAUAUCAAAAACAACCUGGAUAAGUACAAGAUGUUGUUUCAAGACUUUGUUGACUCAGAUGAAUGGGAUGAUAUUAUCAGUGAAUGUCAUCCAGAUUUUGUCCCUCCUUAUGGUGAACCACUUGGACUGAGGAACAUCCAUGUGUUUGGAUUGGCAAAUGUUCUUAAGAGGCCAAUAAUCUUACUGGAUUCUAGAACUGGCAUGCAGCAGUUUGGAGACUACUCUGGGGUGUUCUUACCUGGCCUGAUCCCUGUGGAGGAGUGUAAAGGGAAGGAUGGCAUUCUACACAAACCGCUGUGUAUCGCAUGGAGCAGUUCUGGAAGAAACCAUUAUAUACCUCUUGUUGGAAUUAAAGGUAAACCUGAGCCUAAACUGCCUGCAAUGAUGCUGCAGAGGACUUGGGGUAUGCCAAUUAGUCUACUGCAGAAGUAUGUGGACCUAGACUCCAAUGGGUGCUGUGUGGUAGGGGGUUCAAAAUGUCUCCAGGAUAAAUAUAUCCUGAAACUGGUGUCUGCCAUGGAGGAAGUAUUCUAUGAGAAGUACCAGGUUCACCCGUCUCUUGUGGCAGAUGUCCAUCAGUACAUGUACAAAACAUCAGGUAUCGUUGGUGUGAAGCCCGAUGUCGUUGUUGCUGCUACUCAGAAGGCUGUAAGAGAAGGCCGUCUCUAUAGAUGUCUGACGUGUGAAGCUCUGUGUGAAUAUGAAAUGGCAGAAGAGUGGUUUCGUAAAGGUGGUAACCUCUACAAUCUGGCUGUUAAACAGCAUGGCGCUUUACAAGAGGAUAAGAGAUACUCAUUUCCCCUUCAAGGAGUAGUGUGUUCCUAUGACAAAAAGAGAGAUGUGCUUGUGCCUGAUUCAAGCAAAAGUCAGUUAACAAAGUGCUUAUUCUGUCAAGGGGAGAGUGUUCGGUUGGUGCAAGGCAGUGGCAAGAUCCAGUAUGUGAAUGGUGAUCGUACCACGGCCCGUUCCUCCUCAGGUCGCUGUGCCUGCGGCUUCAAACAUUACUGGGAAGGCAAGGAGUAUGAUAACAUACCUGAAGUGUUUCCAAUCACUCUGGAGUGGAAUGGGAAAGUGAUCAAAGAGAAAGUGUAUUGGUUUCAGUAUGAAACUGAUGUGACAAUGAAUAGCAAUGUAUUUGAAGUUGCGCAGGCAUUGGUACAGAAACACUUCCCAGGUGAGUUUGGUAGUGAGCGUCUAGUCCAGCGAGUUGUGGAUACCAUACUGAGAAAUACAGCCAAACGUGAUGCAGCUGAGACAGCGGAGGAAGGAGAUAAGGACAGUGAGAAAAUGACUGACAGUUGGAAUGCCGAGUCAUCGUCUAAAAUCAUCCUAACUGGUCAUAAGCAUAAAACAAUGCACAAAGAAGAACUAACGAUGAGUGAAGCAGAGAAAACUGUGAGAAAACAGGUUGAGAAAAAUGCUCCAAAAAGCCAACAGAAGAAAACUACUGAGUUAGCUGCCCUUGGGAAAACAGGAUUCGCCAAAGAGCAGCCCCAAAAGGGUAAUGGCAGAAACUUGAAGGGCAUCCUAAUCCAUCCAGCGUCCACCUCAUCCUCUCCCUCUCACAGCAUGUCACGGCCUAGCAACGAGAAGAAGAUACGUCUCUCCACAUCUGAUGGUCGACAGGUCAUGCUGACGUUCACCUCUGAUGUGACAUAUCAGGAGUUACAGGAGUUGGUUGAGAAAGAGACCAGCGUUCCUGUGUCAAGGCAAAGGCUACGGUUCGGGUUUCCUCCCAGAGAGCUGAAACCUAAGGAAGGGGAGACAAUCCAGGCCACAGUGCCUCUACAGCAUGGGGAUAAGGUCAUGCUGGAGAUGUUACCCGAUCAGAGUCAAACCACUAUCACAAAAGCAACAGCUGUGGAUGAUAUGGAGGCAGAAACAUCUAGUGGAGUUAGCUCCCCUAAACACGCCUGGAGUAAUUUUGACAAGACGACAUUCAGCCAGGGGUCAGAACAGUGGCUGAAAGAAUUGAAGGAUCUUCCUCAAGGAGGUGACAGUAUUGACAUGUCUAUAGCCUCAUUGGCCCUAAUGGCUGCCGUGGCAGGUAAAGACCUUUGGGCCUACGUUCAGAGUAUGCCGCACCUGUUCUCUGUAGGGGGUCUCUUCUACAAACAAGUGGACAGAGACCUUGGACUAGUGGAUGGUAAACACUGCACACUUCCGACAUUACCUGGAAAGGUGUUUCGUUUCAACUCAUCUGCUGAUCGGCUGGAGAUCUGUUUAGAGCCUCAUGGUCACUUCCCAGUAGAACCUGGGAUAGAGAAGCGUGUGUUGGCAGAGAGUAGUAUGGCUGCGUCCUCCGCCUCAGGAAGCUCCAGCCAGUCCCCAAGCUCCAGCCCCUCACACAGCAGACUUCUGACUGUUGGGGGAAGCGGGGUCGUCACUCACGGUGCUGAAGCUGCUCACAUUCCCUUCUCAGGUCAAGGUCAUUCCCUGCGCUCCAUGGGGGAUAACAGCGCCCGUAUGCCCCUCGACUUACCCGACGACUUUCAUCGCGGAUCUGUAGCGCGUAGAAUCACUAGUCUUCUGAAUCCCAACUCUCACGAGGACUUCAUACGAGAAGAGUCUGAUGAAGACACAACACCAAUGAAUGAAGAUGUUACGAAAUCCGAAACAGUCAACGACAGUAAAGAUAAUCCAGAGCAGGCUGAGAGCGUGUCUACUAGUUACAGAAAGCUUGGGCCAGGGUACUGUGUGUUGAAUCAGGAGGCUACUAACACAUCUAAUGAGAAUGUUGAACUGUUCAGGUCUCUGGCGCAGAGCAUUGAAGAAACAUUCGAUACCAGUUCUAUGGAAACUAGCAUAGAGGAGAGAAAGGAAGGAAAAGAAGCGAGUCAUGAGAAAGGGACAGAGAAACAGCUGACUGAGAAAGAUGGGAAUGAAGACACGGAUGAUAAGGCUAUGGAUGUCUCCUGAUCACUUCGUUUUCUCUUUACUUAACCCUAUAGUUUUGUUGGUCAGGCAAUAACUCUUCAGUACAAUGACGUCAUGGCAUAAAUUUGCAUUGCGGGAUUUCAAGUCGGGUAAAAAGUAGACAGUUACUUCUUUUCUUCCCUCCUUUAUUAGAAAGGAGAAACUACCCCUGCAGAGUAUUUUCCUGAAAGAUAUCGUGCUCUUUAAUAAGUUUCGUGCACAACAAAGGCAUGGAAAACAAGGCUUAAGUACAUGUACUCUAAAUGACCAUAAAAUUUGUCCAUGACUGACUUGCCCAUUUUUCCUAAUUCUGAGAGUUGUAUUGAUUUUAGAAAGUUGUUUUGAGGUUUGCUUGGAACAUGGGAUGAUAUUCUACUGGAAAAAUUGUAAUUUUAAGCUCCAAAUAUAAUAUUUUAUGACAUUUAUUUGCCUCUAAAGAUGCAGUUUUGUGGGUGAAAUUUGGGGUCAUUUAGGGUAUGUUAUGAAGUGUUUUCAGAAAUUGAUUUUUCUUCAGAAAAAUUGUUUUGAUAGACGAGAUCUUGCUGGUCUAAGAAACACCCACAUCCAGGAUAUGUCUAUUCUGCCUACUCCUUCAACCAUUUCACAGGUUGACCAGGUAUUGUUUUAAACAUACUAUAUUUCACUUAAAGUGUGCUAUGUGAAAAUGUACUUUCAGAGGGCACAGGUAUAUAAAGGCCUUGAAAUGACACUGAAUGAAAUUAAUCAUGCUUCACCAUAAACUCUGAAGUGGAACCAUGAGGUGAAUAAAUCUAUCUGAACUUGAAUCAAACAUAAUGAGAGACUUAGCAGAUGUUAAACUUUCAGUUAAAGACAGAGGAUAUUUCUCUCUCUCUCUGAACUGUAAGGUUAUUGUUUUUGUUAGGCCCAGAUGUUGACAAACCAUACAAAUAUGAAAUGAAUGAUCACAAUUAUUUAUCCAUAAGGUGGACAAAUUGCCUUCAAACUUUCCCCUCAACUCUUGAAGACUAGGGUACUGAUCAACUCUUACCACACUUCAAAUCCUAACAUGCACAGCCUUCAGAAUAAGUGAGGUUAUUGUGUCCUGGGCCUAUCAACAUAAUAGUUCUAACUUAAGCUGUUGUGUUCAUUGCUUACGUGUACACUAUGUAGAUAUAUCCUGCUCCUUACAUAAAUGUUAUUAUGUAUGAUACGAGUGUGGUAAUUAAUUUUGCCGGGUUGAUUUAAGCCCUGUUUUGUUUUACCUAAUAUGACAGGUAACUUAUAAUUUGAUAUCUUAUUGUUUGAAGUCUUUUUCAUGUAAAUAGACAUUCUUCAAGUUUCCUCUUUGUAUACUUCAUAUUGUUUGUGAUAAACCUGUUGUGGCAUUUAACUGUUGGUAAAUCAAAAUACUUGUACAUGUUGUAAAUAGCAUUUUAAGCUAGUGAGAGUCCUUAAGACCUGCACGCAGAUAAAAUCUUACCUAUGAAGUGCAGCCAAGAAGUAACUGACUGCUUUCCGGUUUAUUCCACAGAGAUUUGAAAGCUCUUUUUCUCUCUAGGAUUUAUGUUUUUUAUGAAUACAUAUCAGGAAGUUCCAAAAGCUGGGCACUUCAACGCAAAGUACCAGUGUGGUAUAUUAAACAUUAUGUAUCACCUGAAAGAUUUGGUUUUUUGGUAUUUUCAAAUUCUAUCAAGCGGAUAAUACAAUUAAAAUCACUUUAACGAUGGUAAAAUCCUAACAAAGCUUAUUUGAUUGGAGGUAGCCAUAUUUGGGGGAUUUCCCUCCUUGUCUACGUCAGUUGGGCAGUGUAGCACUCUCCAGUGAUGUAUAUUUAGGAAUUUAUGUCAGCGGAAGUUUGUCUUUUUGGCUACUUCGAUAUACAGUUAGGCUGUUGCCUCAUAAGGAUAUAAACAUGGUUGUAAAACCAUACUGGCUGUUUGCUAGGGCCCUCUUGAAAGUCAAGUAUGUCCUGGGGCCUCUGUCACAAUACUUUGUCAGUCACGUUUCUCGCAACUUCUUUCGUAAAAGACGUUGUCUAUGUUAUAGUGCCAUAAGGUGAUGUCAUUUACGAGAGAAAAGUUAUGAACAUUUGAUGUACGAAGUGAAAAUGGCCCUAGAAAGAAAAUGUACUUUCAUGCAUGUGUAUGAAAAUAACAAUGUCAGACAUUUCUGGAGUUUUGUAAGGUAUAAUAUAUCACUAAAUAAGUGAGGUUAUUCUUUUCUGGUUAAUAGCAGGUGAGUUAUUCUUAGCAUUCGUUUUAGUUUCCUCUUGUUUUAUUUGUGAGUGAUAUAAAUUACAUAUAGUAUGUUGGUUUUUGUGAUUACUAUGAAACUUGCAAAGAAAUAGCCAGAAUCCUGAUGGAAAGUUUCCUGUUCAGAAUAGUUUUCAAUGUAUUUUUCAUGCCUCAGGUCUGCAGACUAAUACAUUAAAUUGAAGUAAAUUCUGACCAUCAUGGGAAACAAUAGUGCUAAAUUUCUAAAUAUUUAAUGCAAUAAUUUUUUGUCACCUUCAUGACUUAAACAAUUAUGUGAUAAAACAGUAUAUACAAUAGACUUAAUGUACAUGAGCUUAAUUGUGGAAAAUUUAGACGUAGAUUUAGGUAUGUGAUUGCAAACUCCUUAGAAUAUAGCCUUUUUUGUAUCACAGGAUUUACAGUUUCCUUUCUUUUGAAAUCCAUGUAAGCAAGAUACUUUGUAUUGGAAUAUUAUGUUUGUGAUGAAAUGGAAUGAGGUGUGUUGGAAUUAACAGGCUGAUAUCACACAACUGCACCUGAUGAGCGUGGUUUGUACGAUUGUUCCAUUGUAAGACUUGUGUUUAAGGGAAAAUAUGAUUUUUGUCCAUUACAAGCAUUUAAGGCCUCCAGCUUGUACAUAUUAUAAAUACAAUCUAAUUUUAACAUAAAUGUUUUAAUGUGGCUUGGUGCAUUGUAAUUGAUCAGAUUAUUUAUCAUAUUUUGGACUUAGGAAGAAGGACUCUAUUUUUGUUGAUGGUGGAGUGUACAAGGUAAAGGACAGUAUAUGACUAAAAUAUUGCUUGUUUUGUGUGAAUACUGCGGAAUUUGACCUGUGGAAUAUUUCAUGCACUGUGUAUAACAUGUACAUUAGGUAAAUUUUACCUGUGAUCACAGGACUAGGUUCAUCAUUUCUUCUGUAACCUACUCAUGAGAUUAUGUGUACUACUUUGUAUUAUAUUACCUAUUCAUGUAGCUAACAUUAAAGAUUGUCCUUUGAAGGUGAUGUGUAAAAUGAACUGUAUCCUCUUGUACAUGAUUGUUCUGGACAACACUUCGGCUCAGUCAGGUCCAAGCUGUGUACUUCACUCCUAUUUCUCUACUUCUCCAUCUGUCUGAUCAAGCCAUUAGUGCAUACUGUCUGCUACAAAUAUUCAGCAUUCCAGUGGGUCAUAUCCGUGGCAUUGACAUACUUAUACAUUAUUUAAUGAUUCAGUCAACAGUCAUCUGAUUAUGUUGAUGCAAGCUGCGCAUUAAAUUGAUACCUUUAAAAUGCACAAAGAAUCAGUGUGGUAUGACUAGUACACAUCCAGUUGCAGGACCACAUGUGGGGAUAUCGGGUUAAUGUAAAACCUUGGUUGUCAAACAACAUGUACAUUGAAGGCUACAAGUAGUGUUGAAAUUAUUAUUGAUAGUUGACUCUCAAUUUAGACUGGUUUAACCGAAUUUAAAUGAGAUUGUGUAGAUACUGUAUGGAUCAGUGGAAUUAAUAGUGAUUUAGAGGAAAACAAGAAUGAAUUAGGCCCUCUUGUUUAAGUAGUCAAAGAUUUAGCAGUCAUUUUAUUUCAUACAAACCACAUUCUUGCAGGUUCCACUUAAAGCCCUGUGUUUGUUCUCUGUGUAAGCACAACUUCUAAUUCUUUCACUUUUGCAUGGAUAUAGGGUUUAGUUUAAUUACAUAGCGGCGGUACUCGAGUGUUUUAAAGUGCGGUUUGAGCUGUGCCUUAAAAUUGUUGCAAAUGCCUGAAAUCAAGCAGUUAUUGUUCUGUUUUGUUUUUUGUUGUACGUUUAAAGUACAUGAAUAAUGUAUUUUAAGAACAAAGAGUUUGUUCAGAAGUGUUGAAAAUUAUUUGAAAGUGAAAGAAAAAUUAUGCUAUACAGUGAAUUAGUAUAAGCAACAUGUACAUGUAGUAUUGGCAUAAGCACCAUAUUUAGAUUUGACUGUGAUACCUGAAAAAUAUUAUCACUUCUAAUUUGAUUAUGGAAGCCAAAUGACCCAUUAUCUUGGUUUAGUAAUGGAACUCUGUCGAUAAAUAUCUGAUCUUAUCAAUUGUGUUCUUGCUAAUGUAUUUAAGGGUUUCACACCUUCGUCUUGGUGUUUGUUGUGUAACCCGGCAUCGAUACGCGCAUUCUCGGGAUUUGACUCGGUACGAAACAAGGUUCAGGGGUAUCGGGCUACACAACUAACACCAAGACAAAGGCGUUAAAGUCUAUUCUCCCCCCCCCCCCCCUCGCCCAGACUCCUUCUGCAAAGGUCAUUUUCUAUAGUUAACCUUUAUAUAAACCAUAAAAGGAAAUCUAACAAACUCAAAUUCUUUCAUUUGUAGAAAUAAACAGCAUGGAAUGUAUUUGGGAAGGUAAACGUACCGGCCGGUGUGUUACCUGACACACUCGAUGUGGUUUGAAAGGUCAUCUCUAUAUUAAUAUGUAUAUUUGCACAGGGCUCGCAAUUAACAGGGGGAAGAAUUUGAUUUAAAUCUGACUAAAUAUCAGAUAUUUUUUUUUAUCGCCUAUUAUUGUGACAAGAAUUUGUGUAGCGGUUACUAGAAAAUAGAAAGAGUAAAACAUGUAGACAUAUUUGUCUUCAGAGUGAGUUACACUUAGGUAUGAGAUUGGUUUUACUCCAUCAAGACACAGCGUCUCUGGGUUACUGUUUACUUAACAUUGUUCGCUUGUCCACUUUGGAAUUGGGCUAAUGACUUCUAUGUACAAUCAAGAUGGAUAUCAUUUCUUGCAUAUUCGAAAGAUGUAAUGAAACCAAUAAAAACUGAUGUGCAAAAUAAAUAUGCUUUGAAACUUAAAAAUAGGC